AUGGCAACCAGAUCAUCGCUGGUGCCACUGCUGCUCAUUGCAGUAGCUGUUGCGCAGAUUGUUGGGUCACAAGCUGGCAGCAUUUCCAUAUACUGGGGUCAGAAUGGCGGUGAGGGCACACUGGCCGACACCUGCGCCACCGGCAACUACAAGUUUGUCAACUUGGCGUUCCUCGUAACCUUUGGCAAUGGCCAGACUCCAGAGCUCAACCUGGCAGGCCACUGUGACCCCACAAGUGGUGGCUGCGCAAGCCUAAGCGACGACAUCAAGUCAUGCCAGAGCAAUGGUGUCAAGGUCAUGCUCUCGAUCGGCGGAGCUUCAGGUAGCUACUACCUUUCCUCAGCUGCGGAUGCCAAGAAUGUUGCCACAUACUUGUGGAACAAUUUCUUAGGGGGUCAGUCAUCUUCUCGCCCCUUGGGCGAUGCAGUCCUCGAUGGCAUAGACUUUGACAUCGAGGGCGGCACCACCGAGCACUGGGAUGAUCUUGCAAGAUACUUGAAAGGGUACAGCAACUCUGGCAGGAGGGUGUACCUGACUGCUGCACCUCAGUGCCCGUUUCCUGAUGCCUAUGUCGGUGGUGCACUCAACACCGGCCUGUUUGACUACGUCUGGGUGCAGUUCUACAACAACCCUCCUUGCCAGUACAGCUCAGGCAGCACCACAGAUCUUUCUGAUGCAUGGAAGCAGUGGCUGUCGAUUCCGGCGAAGCAGAUCUUUCUUGGCCUCCCGGCUUCGCCUGAGGCAGCUGGCAGUGGGUUUAUACCAGCCGAUGACCUCAAGUCUCAGGUGCUUCCGUUGAUCAAGAGCUCAGGGAAAUAUGGAGGGAUCAUGCUGUGGUCCAAGUACUAUGAUGACCAAGAUGACUACAGUUCUUCAGUGAAGAGUGAUGUUUAG
This is a messenger RNA of Miscanthus lutarioriparius, 894 nucleotides long. The record is from the annotation of a GenBank genome assembly. NCBI's taxonomy places the organism in Eukaryota, Viridiplantae, Streptophyta, Magnoliopsida, Poales, Poaceae.